AUGCGACCAGGGGAUACACCUACCACUCAGCCAACGCCGGGCGUUGGCUGGAAUAUACAUCGUUUCUUAACAUUGCCUUUUUGUUUCAAGGGCCAUUUUGAUGGACUCAAGCUUCGACGACUUAGAAUCCCAGAAUUCCAUCACCUAGACAUAGAGUUCUCUCCAUCCGGCCGUAUUCUUCACCAAACGCGGUUCUGUGACUUAAUAUGGUCAACAAUACCGAAACCACUUGCGAUAUUCCCUUCUCCCGGUUCUCCCGGUGAGCAUGUUCGUAUCGACCGCAAUCAGAAUGAUGGUCAGCAACUAUCCAAUAUCGUCCAGCAUAUCGACUUUAACAAGCCUGGAACAAGUGGCUACUCGUUUUGUGGGUACCGGGAUAAUUUGAUCGAGAUCAUUCCGAAUGAUAAUGAAUCACUUCCUUUCGACGUCGCCCACGCCGAAGGUGGUCUCUUUCCGCUUUGGUGGAUGUACUUAAGCCUCGACGAAGGUGAACGGAUCUCGGAACUCUGGGAACGGAUCUACUUCACAGGCACCCAAUGGUGA
Molecule: messenger RNA, 543 nt
Organism: Fusarium graminearum PH-1
Lineage: Eukaryota; Fungi; Ascomycota; Sordariomycetes; Hypocreales; Nectriaceae
Exons: 2
Coding region: 1-543 (180 amino acids)
Source: RefSeq, a predicted model, not a curated record